GAGUUUUUGCCAGUGAAUUAGCGCAGUUUUAUAAAUUAUUGUGACGCUGAAUUAAUUAUUUUUAAACUAUUGGAAUCAGUGAUAAUCAUUGGAUAAUUUUUUUUCUUAUAUAUUUUUUUUUUUAAGUUUAAAAUUAAACAAACAUAAAAAUAAAUUACGGUAAAAUUCUAAUGUUAUGAAUUUAAUUGUACGUUGAAAGCCAACGCGAGUGUUUUAAUAAAAACCCUUUAUUAUUUUGAUUCCAACAAAAACUAUAACUAAUGACUAGUGUCUUCCAUUAAUAAUGAUUUUUUAUUAUAACAAUUAUUAUGGUGGUUUUAUAUUUAUUUUACUAAAUAAAAAUCCAUAACCCAUCAACUGAUCAAAUUAUUUGUGUAAUAAUGGUGAAUUUUUCCUAUCAAAAUACUAUCCAAUUUUAAUUGAAGUACAAAAAUGGCGUCCUCAGAAAUCGAUGAUUUUUUAACAGGACCUCUCGUCACUUGGUUCACCAGUUGCCUAGAAGAUCCUGAAGCUUUAUCUAAUUACAAUGACUUAGUUGAUGGAAUGCUUCUUCACAAUGUCUUUCUUCAAAUUGAUCCUGAACCUCUACAUGAUGGAGUGAUACCUAGCUGUAAUAAUAUUACUAUUCGAACGAAAAAUUUAGAAAUGAUUAUUGGAAAUAUAAAACAAUUUUAUGAAGAAGAGCUGGGUCAUUUAGUAAUCAAACUUCCAAAUACAACGAAUUUAGGAAAAAAUCCUGAAUUACAUGUUCAAGAUAUGAAUUUAUUACUUAUGUUAUUGUUGGGGUGUGCUGUUCAGUGUCCAAAUAAGAAAAAUUUUAUAACAAAAAUCAAAAUGUUGAAUGUUGAUACACAAUUAGCCAUUGUAGAUUGUAUCAAACAAGUAACAGAUUGUCAUGAUAUCGUUAUAACUCAAGAUUCAAUGGAUAAUUCUAAUCUACCAAAUCUAUUUAAACAGAUAAAAUUAUUGUUACAUGAGCGAGACUUUUAUUUUGAAAAGUGGAAAGUAUUAUCAACUAAUGAGAUGACUGAGCCUAAUAAUGCAACAUCAAAGGAUACUGAUAAUGGUAAAAUUCAGCAACCAAAUUCUAUUAUUAAAUCUGAUAGGGAAGAAAAUCAUCAUUAUGCUGUUGAAUUGGCUGAUUGGAAAUCAAAAGUAAGGAAACAAAGACAAGAAUUGGAAGAAAAAACGGAAGCUUUGUUAGAAUGUAAAGAAGAAUUGGAGCACAGUAAGGCAUCAAUAGCUAAGUUAAAGCAAGAAAAUCAAGAAUUAAUGCAUGAAGCUCGAACAGCUAAAUCUUAUAGAGAUGAAUUAGAUGCGGUGAUGGAAAGAGCAGAAAGAGCUGAUAGAUUAGAAAUGGAAGUUGCACGUUAUAGAGAAAAAUUGACAGAUAUUGAAUUUUAUAAGACACGUAUUGAAGAGUUAAGAGAAGAUAAUCGAGUAUUAAUGGAAAAUAGAGAAAUGCUUGAAGAGCAAUUGAGUCUGUCAAGAAGACGAGCUGAUAAAGUUCUUGAACUGGAAGCUGAAAUUAUAGAAUAUAAACAACUUCUUAAUGAUAUUGCACUUGAAAGAGCAGCAGAAAAAGAAAAAUUUCAAGAAUUAUCUGAAGAAAAUUUUCAAUUACAUAAAUUAAAAAAAGCUGCUAAUGAUGAGGCAAUAAGAGCUGCUAAUUCUAUUGGUGAAUCAGAAGAAUCAGUGACAAGUGAUAAUAGGUUAUCAGAACAGUUAACUAAUAAUGCACAAACCAGAGCAUUAAAAUUAGAAUUAGAAAAUCGUCGUUUAAUGGCUUUAGUUGAUUCUUUAAAAGAAAAUUCAUUUCAUGAAUCAUCUUCACGCUUAUUAGAACUUGAAAAGGACAAAAAAAAGUUAUCUUUAAAAAUUGAAUCAUUGACUGACACUAAUGAGAGACUUAUUCAACAAAACACAGACUUGGAAUCAGUUUGCAAACAAGCUUUAGAAGAAAACAAAAAACUUCAAAAUACUUUGAAAAAUCAAAGAACUUCUUUUGAACGACAACAACAAGACUAUCAAGCACAACAUACAAAAAUUAUAGAGAUGGAAAAUAAUUAUGAAACAAUUGUCAAAGAGAAGCAACGUUUACAAUCUCUAUUGGAAAGUGUUCAAAGACGAGCAGAUGAAUUAGAUCACUCUCUUGAAAUAUCAAAUAAAAAAAUAGAAGAGCUUAAAGUAAUGGAAGAAAAAGUUAAAACUGCUGAAACAAAGUGCAUUGAUUUAGAAACAAAAAUAAUGACUCUCGAAAAAGAUAAAGAGACAGCUAUUCGCGAUAUUCAUAAAUAUCGUGAAGCUUUAGAGGAAAAAGAUGUUGCUCUUGAUGAAUCGAUGAAUAAAAUUGAAAAUUUAGAAAAAAAAAUUUCCGAACUAGAUAGACAAAUUAAUUAUUCAGUGUCGCAAAUAUCACGUCUUCAGGAAAUUGAAAGAUCAAGUAAAGAAUUAGAUUCAAGAGCUGCUAUUGAUAAAGAAACAUUAGAAACAUUACAAUCAAAUUUAAUAGCUGAAAAAAUGAAUACACAACAGUUACAAGCAGCUUUAGAAAAACUUGGAUUAACUGUUGAUUGCUUACUUACACUUUCACCAGAAAAUAUUACUGAAAAACUCGUAAAUCUUCCUAAUAUUGCUCAACAUAUUAAUAAAUUAAUUACGAAUAUUGAAAAUUCUAAAAAUAAUCAAGAUAUUUCACAAUUAAAAGAAAAAGAUUCAACUGAUAAUUUACCAACAAGAAAACAAUUACAAGAAACAGUAGAAACUUUAAAAAAAGAAAUGGAAAAUUUGCAAAGUAAGUUGAACACUAGUGAAUCGACUGCUGAAAAUCUUCUAGAAGAGCAAGCGAAACUUCAAGUAUCCGUUACGACUCUUCAGUCGAAAAUUACAUCUUUAAAUGCUCAGUAUACUGCCUUACAACUGGCAAACUCUCAACUUGUUGCUGAAAAAGAAGAACUAUUAAGAGAUCGUGAAAUUCAAAAAUGUACUCAUCAACAAUUAAUUCAGGAUCAAGUAACUUUACAAUCUCUGCAUGAACAACUGAAUAAUGAAUAUGAAAAUCUCCUUCAAGAACGUGAAACAUUAAAAACUAACUUGAGAGAUACGAAAAAUAAUUUAAGAACUCUAAAAGAAAAUAGUGAGCAAAUCGAAGGAAAAAAUAAAAUUCUUAUAGCAGAGCAAGAAGUUUCAUCGAAUAAUAUUAAAAGUUUGAAUAAUUUAAGAGGAGAACAUUCUAAAUUGAAAGAUGAUUUUCGUAAUUUAUAUACUGCGACAGAAAAAUUAAAAGCUGAGUAUAGAAAUUUACAAGAAGAUUAUAAAAAAAAUAAAGUUGAAACCAACCGAUUAAGUCUUAAGUUAACUGAAUUACAAGGUGAAUUAAGUCUUAAAGAUGAAUGUUGUUCUAAUUUAGAGCUUCAAAACAGUAAACUAAAUCAACGUUGUGAAAUGUUGAUGCAAAUGAAUUCUGGAUUAGAUAAUAAUAGACGCUCAUUGAUGGAUCAUGUAAGUGUACUUUUAAAUAAGUAUCAAGAUCUUUUAUCACAUUCUUUAGAAGAUAAAGAACACUAUCAUAUGGAAGAAAAAAUUUAUCGUGAUCAAGUAAAUCAUUUGUCACGUCAGAAAGAAAAACUUGAAGAAAAAAUAAUGGAAUACUAUAGAAAUAAACAAAGUUGUUCAACAAACAAAAAAAAACGAUUUGGAGCCAAUUUAGUUAAAAAAGUUCGUAAAGCAGGAUCCGAACUCUUGAAUAUAAAUAGACAAUCGUGGACUGAAGAUUCUAAGCCAUCAGAUUCUAAAAUUUAUGAAUCUGAAUCUGGAGGAAAUGAUUCUGAUAUUAGUAUAGAUGAAAGUCAAGAUCAAUCCAGAUUAGAAAAUGAACCUUUAUCCCUAGGACAUCCAGGAACAAGAAGAACCGUUUACUAUACUGAUGAUUUUCCAUCAACAACAUCGUCUUUACCGCAAGAUCAAAAGAUUGCCGAUUCCUUGCCUCAAACAUCCGCUGAUGAUAGUCAAUCAAGUCAUCAAGAUCAGCCAAGAAAUGAAGUUAAAAGUGAAGCUAGACCUUUUUUAAUAUAUAAUAAAGUUUCCGCUGUUAUAAAUGAUACAAAAACUACCAAUACUCCAGUUCAAGAGACAACGCACAAUAAUGACAUUGGUGAGUCGCUUCCGACAAAAGAUUCUAAAGUUGGUAAUUCCAUAUGGUAUGAAUACGGAUGCGUAUAAAGCUUUUCAGUAUGUAGUAGAUUAACUAAGUAUUUAAUUAUUUAGUUAUAAUUAAUUAAAAGAUAACAAAACAGCUACUGGUUAACUUCAUUAAUAAUACCAAUUAAUUAUAUUCAAGUUUCGAAGAGAAAAAUGCUUGUACGCAUCUUAUUAAUGAAUCCUUCCGUAUCAUUAAUAAUUUUUAUUUUGUUUAUUCAUGAUAUACAAUGUGAAAAUUGUAUUAUUUUAUAACGUUUAUAAUAAUUUUUUAAGUACGUAAUU
Chelonus insularis is the source of this 4482-nucleotide messenger RNA. It is a transcript of the gene Girdin, whose product is annotated as protein girdin. The record is from RefSeq and is a predicted model, not a curated record. Gene Ontology annotation, cellular component: centrosome; cytoplasm. Gene Ontology annotation, biological process: cytoplasmic microtubule organization; cytoskeleton-dependent intracellular transport. Gene Ontology annotation, molecular function: microtubule binding; dynein light intermediate chain binding. Bases 433 to 4221 code for a protein of 1262 amino acids. NCBI's taxonomy places the organism in Eukaryota, Metazoa, Arthropoda, Insecta, Hymenoptera, Braconidae. The transcript has 5 exons.